Achroia grisella is the source of this 4875-nucleotide messenger RNA. RefSeq names its product protein Skeletor, isoforms B/C (gene Skeletor). The coding region runs from base 141 to 4613 and encodes 1490 amino acids. The record is from RefSeq and is a predicted model, not a curated record. NCBI's taxonomy places the organism in Eukaryota, Metazoa, Arthropoda, Insecta, Lepidoptera, Pyralidae. The transcript is spliced from 14 exons.
CACGCUCGCUGCGCAUAGAGACGUGCGCGCAUCUCGCGCAACACACGCAAUAGUAAUAUAUAUAGAUAUAUAUAUUUUGAAAGUAGUUCGCUAACUGUGAAUCGCAUUUAAUUUUUCCCAGUGAACAAAACUUUGCCGUAAUGCGUUACGGGGCGGCGCUCACGCUGCUUCUGACAGUGUGGUGCGGUGGUGCGCGUGCGCAGGGUCGUUAUUAUGGCAAGGAUCUCGGCGCACUGUCCGAGCUGCAUCAUGGUGUGCGGGGCCGCGUGUAUGCAGUAGACUCACGGACGCUCUUCAUUAAAGAUUUCAACUAUGACGGCGAGGGGCCAUCUGCAUACUUCUACGUGGGCACUGCGAAGACACCGUCGAACGUGGGGGCGCUGCGUUUGCGAGACGAACGUGGGGGUAGCAGUCCGCUGAGAAGAUACCGGGGCGAGGGUGUCACGCUUUCCCUACCCGAUGGCAAGACUCUACGAGACUUCAAGUGGUUCUCAGUGUAUUGCGAUGAGUACUCGGUAAACUUCGGUGACGUGUCGAUACCUCGUGAACUUGAUUACCCGAAGCCAGCUAAGGUGGGCGCUCUCCGAGGUGUCCAUGGUGUCUCCUCGGACCCAGUGGUGGUUGUCGAUGCUCAGACUCUACUCGUGCCCAACUUCUCAUAUGAUGGAGAGGCUCCAGAUGCUAAGUUUUGGGUUGGCCGUGGCGAUAAACCCUCGCCUCAGGGUAUUCGUAUACCGGACGAGAACGGCAAGGAGGCGCCCCUUCGCAAGUACGACGGUAAAACCAUCGUCUUGACGCUGCCCGGGGAGCUGACGGUCUUCGACAUCGGCCAUUUUGCAGUAUGGUGCGAGGCUUUCACAGUAAACUUCGGCCAUGUAACUCUACCGCAUUCAGCACUUGCCAACGUACCGCCCAGCCUCAAAAUGCUUGGUGUCUCUCCACAGUCAAAAUUGAAUUGCGAGGUGUUAUACGACGAGCUAGCUUUCGAAGUGAGGUGGGCAGUGGCUGGCGACAGCAUCGUAUUACAAUUGGUUGCCAAACUUGAGGAUGGCGAGUACAUGUCGUUCGGUAUCUCUGGGAACCCGAAACGUUCUCAGAUGAUUGGUGGUGACGUAGCAGUAGCGUGGAUUAACAUGACAACAUUUAAAGGAGAAUCCAAAGAUUAUUAUCUGGAAGGGAAGAGCCAAUGUGCAGGACAACAUGGCGCCUGUCCCGAUGAGAAAUUUGGUGGGGAAUCGACGAAUUCAAUCCGUCUACUGAACGCUGCCCUUGUGAAUGGAUAUUCCAUAGUGACGUACCAGCGAAGUCUUCGUGCCGCCGAUUAUCUUGAUCUGCCAGUGUUGACCAACGCCAGCCAGCCAGUCAUUUGGGCGUUGGGUCCUCUUAACUCUCACAACGAAGUUUCCUAUCAUCAUCACUAUAAUAAGGAUGACAAGUUCAUAGAGUUUGGUCGGCCUCCCAUUUGGAACUGUCCCAUGCCUGAAAGCGAGGACGAUGACCGACCAACACCGGUGGCACAGAAACCAAUCAGCAAGCAAGAAGAGCCACCAAGAGCAGUAAUUAAACCGAAUCCAGUGCCAACUCCGAAGCCUGUGCCUCGCUCACAACCAUGGGACAUCCCAGCUAUACAGUGCUACGAGCCACCAGAUGGCGUGUUCUACGCGCAGAUGGGUCCCACGGGUGGAAAACAAGGAUAUUCUGCCAUAACAGGUCAUGUGGGAUGGGGAUUAUCCUGGUACAUCAACGGUCUCCUGAUUCCUGAGAUCAACGUGGUUCGUGGCAAAAAAUACACCUUUGUGGUAGAAGGAGGGUCUAACCCAGAAGUUCCAGCCAGGUACCAUCCGUUCUAUAUCACCAAUGACCCUGUCGGGGGAUAUCUUCACAAGAAUGACAAGGAAAGAGAGGGUAUUGAGAUCUACGCUGGCGUCCGUCGUUCUCGUACUGGAGAGCUCUUGCCUACAGGAGUAGGUCGUGCUUGUAAUUGGACACCAGAUAUUAAUGGACCGGAAGCUGAUGAAUAUCCGAGCUUUGGCGCUUACCAACGAUCUUUGACUCUGGAGUGUGAACCAGGAAACCCUGGCAUUGUGACAUGGACACCAGAUCGUCGUACUCCUGACACUGUCUACUAUCAGUGUUUCACUCACCGACAUCUUGGUUGGAAAAUAAAUGUCCUCGAUGAAUGUGAUGCCGCCGAAGCGGAGGAGAGCCGUGUAGUCGAGCAAUAUGCAGUACCAGAGGGGGACCUGCAGAGUGAGGAAUCUAUUCAGGUACAUAGCCGCGUCCCACCAGACUCAAACUUUUUAGAUCAACGCAAGAAAGUAGAAAAAAUAAUCAAUACGAAAAUAAAUUAUAACGAUUUCAGUAGCAUUAAAGGUGACAGCAGUCUCUCAGGCGAUACCAUCAGAACUGAGGUUGUAAGGAACCAGAUAUACCCAUCUGGACAGGAGUAUGAAUUGCCUAUAUCCAAGGUGCAAAUAAAAGAAGUCAUACAAGCCGUUGAAAGUUUGGAGAGCCAAAUGAAAGAAGAGAUGAGAAAAAACACAUCCCAUUCAACUCCAUCACAGUACCAAGUGCAUGAAGAACUACCUGAAAUGUUUGUACCAGAGUUGCCAAUUAGAGAAGGUGAAGAAUAUAUAAUAGAACCAGGCAAAUUGCCUGAUAACUACAUGUUACCACCAAAUCAAAAGCCACUAACACUACAGUCAGUUUUGCGUCCUAGUGGACCUAAUAGACCAAUGGGAAAUGUGCGACCACCAUAUAGACGACCAGUUCCGCCAGAAAUAAAAUUGCGUAGGCCUCCACCUAUGUUCCAAAAGGGCAAUGGAGCAGGAUAUCCUUUAUCUAUGCCAAAUCCACACGGUCCUCAGGGGAUGCAAAAAAAGCCACUGUCACAUAAGCAUUCUCAUUAUCCUAAUAGUCGAUUGCCACCAAGUAUGAAUAGACCGCAUCAGGCAGCUUUACCUCCAAUGAAAGUCAUGCCACCACUCCAUCAUGAUAAAGUUGGAUUUAGCCAAGGCCCACCUAAGCAAAUACCAAAAUUACCUACAGGAACAGUACAGUCUAUAAUAAUGGGAAAACCAGCCUCCAACAAUCCUACAAAGCCGACACAGUCUCAAAUGUUAAAUUUGGGGCAAACAGACAUAAUAGUAAAUCAUGUAGUUAAAAGCCAAAUCACAUUACCAGGAACUAAUGAUGCAGUAGCGCAGCAUAGUAUUCCACAAGUAUUUUUUAAUAAACCAAGUUCGGGUCAAAUUAUAUUAGGCAAACCAAUGGAUAAUCCACAACCAUUAGAUCAACAAAUGACCCAAACAAAACAUCAAAUUAUCAGAACGCAUCCUACAUCUAUUCCUACAGAAGUUAUUUUAUCUACCACUCACCGUACAAGAGAAGAGAGCAAACCCAAAUUACAUAUACAGGAUGAAAUAAAAUCGUCAGAUUUCAUAGGAGAGUCAGUUCCUAAUUCAUCUACUCUAAAGCCAGCUGUAAACACUGGGUUUAAAGUAGACUCAAUAGUCAUUGAAAGCGGAUUCAAACCAAUAAUUCGAGAACCUUUAAUGGCAGCUGAAGAUAGAAUAACUGAUGGAGAUGAAACUAAUAAUACUAAUAGACGAGAGGAUACUGAUGUAGAAGAGGAUUACAAUGAAUCACCACAAUAUAUAAAUCAUGCAUAUCCUAGUGAGAAACAAACAGAAUCUUUUGAACCAAUGUUUAUACCAUCACCACCAGAUCAUCUAUUAUCAACUAAUGAUAGAACAAAAGAGAUUUUUCCUAAGAAUCAUGCAAAAGAAGAUAGACCACAUCCAGUAUAUGUUAAAUCAGAUGAACAAUUGAACGCUUUAUUCAGUAAAACUAAUCUGGAAAGAGAUGUACCUUCUGAUAUGGUAAUGGAGUCAGAUAGAAUUAGUCCGUAUUAUUUACCACCUGACCCUAAAAUAAAUAAAGAACAAUCUCAGAAAUUGACAACCAAAGACGAGCAAUUGAAUUACUAUACUACGUACGAUGGAAAAAAUAUUACUAAGUCAUCGAUAUCCACUGUACCAGAAAUAAAAACUACAACUAAAUUAUUUUCUUCCAAACUACCCGCUAAUCCUGAAUUACUAUUGAAAACUCCUCAGUAUGGACCAUUUAUUGGUGAACUUCCACCGUUAGUAUCUGGAGCUCCUCCCAUCGGAGAGUUAACGAAAGACCAAUUGCCAGAUAAUAAUGACUCUCGAACAACACAUUUGAAACUAGUUAAUGCUUUUCAAGAUUCUGAAGACUUAGACUUAGAAGAGAUAUUAAGUGCAAAGGCUAGCAAACACUAUGACGUAAUAAAAGAAGCAGAAUCAAAAAAUAUUGAGGAUAAUAAUGAGGAAAAUAAUGAGUCAGAUGAUGAGUACGAAGAGGACGAGGAGGAGGAAGAACAAAAGGAUACAAAUGUAAGAGAUAAGAGAGACACGAAGACUACACAAUUUGAAAGAGGCGAGAUUCAGGAACAGAUACACACAAACGGGCACAGCGUAGUUGGUAGUCAGGUGGAUUUCGAAUCACAACAAACAAUUAAGUCCUCAAGUACGUCAUUAUCAUUUACAUCUCAUUUGAUAUUACUAAUGCUAUGUCUAAAAAUGUUCUGAAUGUAAAUGAAAUUUAUUUAUUUAUUGGUUAAAUUAUUUAAGCCUUGCCAUGAUCGCAUUUCGUGUCAAACAGUAUUUGGGGUAAAGGCUAUGGGACUAGCUAGGAUUCUCGUCUCCUGUUCUAUCGGUAAUGAAGACGUCUAUAUAUCUCAACCACCUGUUACCACUUUAUUACGCGUGUAAUGCAAUUCAAUACUCCUUUAGAUGUAAAGAUUUUUGUAAAUAUUUUUAUUACUAAACAAUAAAUUAGUUUUAAUGUUAA